CAAAAGUGUUCCAAUUUCCUGCGAAUGCGUGCCAUCUCCUUCAUGAAACUUUUCUUUCCCACUUUCAAACUACUACUCUGCUCUAAAAGAACCCAUCAAUUCUGCUGAGUACUCAGCUGUCAUCAGUCACCAACCAUGGUCUCAUUGAGAACAAUAUCUGCUGAAUCUCCUAUCCAAGUCCCCUCUUCUCUCCGCUGGAACUUCUCUUGCUCUCUGUGUGACCCUUAAACUUCCUCAACAGCAUAAUAAGCCUUGGUGGGGAAUUCCUUGCUUCUUGGGUUUGGACGUCAAUUAUGACCGAGGCACGAUUGGGAACAUAGUCAUGGAACCAGGUCCUUCUCCCGUAGGUUUGGUCCUAUACCGUAUCAACCAACCACAUGUUGCUUGGCAUUUAUUUUCUUGAACACGGAGAGGAUUGUAUUCUGUAAUUUAUAUUUAGUCAUAAAAUAUUAUAAAAAAAUCAUUUUUUUAUGUAUUGAAAAUUAUACAUAACAUCAUUUUGAGAUAUUUGCUUAAAUUUUUUAUCUAACCAGUGUUUGAUGAGAUAUAAGGUAUCUAAAAAUAGUUAUAUUUCAAUUCUCCAAAACAGCUUGAUCAGUCUUCCAACAUCAUGUUCUCAAUCACCCUUUUAAUCAAAUGCCCAAAGUGCUUGAUUCCUUCUUGAGUUUUCCUUUGAAGGUUCAAAGUUGAAGGCUGUCAGAACCCCAGAAUGGAGUAUAACCAUUUGAAAUCACUGUCAGAAACUUUGUGACCGUGAUAACCUCAAGAACUUGACAGUAUUCAGACUGGAAGUCACUGGCCACGUGAUCAUCAAUGGCCAGGAAGCUCAGGGCCUUGAAAAUCAGAGAAAUGGAAGAUAUGUUUGUACCCAUCUUGAAAGACUGCCCCAACAUAGUAGAAUUGAAGAAAAUCCAUGCCCACAUUGUCAAGUUUUCACUCUCACAAAGUAGCUUUUUGGUGACAAAAAUGGUGGACGUGUGUAAUCACUAUGGAGAAACAGAGUAUGCAAAUUUGUUAUUCAAAGGAGUGGCUGACCCAAAUGCUUUCUUGUACAAUGCAAUGAUCAGAGCUUAUAAGCAUAACAAAGUUUACGUCCUAGCAAUCACUGUUUACAAGCAAAUGCUUGGAAACCCCCAUGGUGAAAACCCCAUUUUUCCUGACAAAUUCACCUUCCCAUUUGUUGUUAAAUCAUGUGCAGGGCUUAUGUGUUAUGAUCUGGGAAAGCAAGUUCAUGGGCAUGUGUUCAAAUUUGGGCAAAAGUCCAAUACAGUCGUUGAAAAUUCACUUGUGGAAAUGUAUGUAAAAUGUGAUAGCUUGGAUGAUGCCCACAGGGUGUUUGAGGAAAUGACUGAAAGAGAUGCAGUUUCUUGGAAUACCCUCAUUUCAGGGCAUGUUAGAUUAGGGCAGAUGAGAAGGGCAAGAGCUAUCUUUGAGGAGAUGCAGGACAAGACCAUUUUUUCUUGGACAGCUAUCGUUUCCGGGUAUGCUCGAAUUGGGUGCUAUGCAGAUGCAUUGGAAUUUUUCCGGAGAAUGCAAAUGGUCGGUAUUGAGCCGGAUGAGAUCAGUCUUGUUUCUGUUUUACCAGAUUGUGCCCAGCUAGGAGCUCUUGAGUUAGGGAAAUGGAUACAUAUUUAUGCAGAUAAAGCCGGGUUUUUGCGCAACAUUUGUGUUUGUAAUGCUUUGAUCGAAAUGUAUGCAAAAUGUGGAAGUAUAGAUCAAGGGCGUCGCUUGUUUGAUCAGAUGAAAGAGAGGGAUGUGAUAUCUUGGAGUACAAUGAUCGUAGGGCUAGCAAAUCAUGGAAGAGCUCGUGAAGCUAUUGAAUUGUUUCAAGAAAUGCAGAAGGCAAAGAUUGAACCCAGCAUCAUCACCUUUGUCGGUCUUUUAACAGCUUGUGCCCAUGCUGGCCUUUUGAAUGAGGGAUUGAGGUACUUCGAGUCCAUGAAAAGGGAUUACAAUAUAGAACCAGGGGUUGAGCAUUAUGGUUGUUUGGUCAAUCUUCUUGGUCUUUCUGGACGCCUUGAUCAGGCUCUUGAACUCGUAAAGAAGAUGCCAAGGAAGCCGGAUUCACCCAUUUGGGGUUCGUUAUUGAGUUCCUGCAGAAGUCACGGCAAUCUCAAGAUUGCAGUCAUUGCAAUGGAGCAUCUGCUAGAGCUUGAACCAGCCGAUACAGGGAACUAUGUCUUGCUUUCAAAUCUUUAUGCAGACUUGGGAAAGUGGGAUGGUGUAUCGAGGAUGAGGAAACUCAUGAGAAGUAAGAGCAUGAAGAAGACACCAGGGUGCAGUUCAAUUGAGGUGGACAAUAUGGUUCAAGAAUUUGCAUCAGGUGAUGAUUCAAAACCAUUUUCCAAAGCUAUAUGUAGGGUACUAAAGCUGCUGGUUAUGCAUCAGAGCAAAAUCAUCGAAAUUAUGGUUCAUGACAUAAGCUAAUUUUGUUUUAAAAUCAAGACAGUCUGAUGGGAUGAAAUGCUAUCUAUAUAUCCACCAGUAUGAUUGUUUCUGGGCAAUUUCAUUAACUGUGGCUCAUAUACCCAGAGCCCGCAAUGGCUCUAAAUAACAAGCAUAACCUGCUUUGAAAAUGAAGGAGUUCUUGCAUUACCAUGUGUCAGGCUUUUAAUUAAUUG
Messenger RNA from Vitis vinifera (wine grape), 2621 nucleotides. Its product is annotated as pentatricopeptide repeat-containing protein At2g20540. Gene Ontology annotation, molecular function: RNA binding; protein binding. Bases 814 to 2427 code for a protein of 537 amino acids. Gene Ontology annotation, biological process: RNA modification. The record is from RefSeq and is a predicted model, not a curated record. The transcript has a single exon. Lineage: Eukaryota; Viridiplantae; Streptophyta; Magnoliopsida; Vitales; Vitaceae.